This is a messenger RNA of Pseudomyrmex gracilis, 3365 nucleotides long. It is a transcript of the gene hrg, whose product is annotated as poly(A) polymerase type 3. Gene Ontology annotation, cellular component: nucleus. Lineage: Eukaryota; Metazoa; Arthropoda; Insecta; Hymenoptera; Formicidae. The record is from RefSeq and is a predicted model, not a curated record. The transcript has 11 exons. The coding region runs from base 661 to 2544 and encodes 627 amino acids. Gene Ontology annotation, molecular function: RNA binding; poly(A) RNA polymerase activity.
AACAAGCCAAAACGCCAUGUUUAUACUGUAGGUGGUGUAUUGUGUUGCGGGUUACGUUUACGUGUUGUUCAUUAGUUUUUCGCGUUAGAAUGUUUGCUUUAUUUAUUUACGUAGCGUGAAACGUGAAUAGAGAAUCUUAUCGCGUGCAUCUGACUAAUGCGACGUGAGACGCAGCGUCAAAGUAGCGCUGCCGCGCAAAUCCCUCGGUGUAAACGCACGUAACAGAACUGCGAGAGACUCGCGCAAUCUUCCUCGUGAGUGUGCUCCGUCGUGUUUUUGCAUAAACUUUUUUUAUACCAAUACACCCGCGUGGCUGUCUCAGACACAAAGUGCGUGCAAUUUAUUUCCAGUAGCACGCUUCGGCUCCCGCGAGUGAACGCAUUGUUGCUAGCGUGGUGUAUUUGUGCAUUUUAUAACCUGAUCACGACCGAAGUAUACUUCGUCUUCUCUCGUACUUUAUUUAACAUGCCGUUGUAUCUUUGACGAAAACAUUUAUCAAGCGGUAAGAUACUUCCGCGUCGUCUAGCCCCUUUUUGUUUUCGCACUCCAUUUGUUCUCCCAUUUGUUGUACCAACAUCGCUGACGCAUCGAGCUUUGUUUAGAUCGAAUUGUUCAUAUAACACUACCUUAUUCGACUAAGUUUUAUACAUAACAACUAUAAUGUGGCAGACGCAAAGUAAUAGUUCAACUCCCAAUUCUAUAUCAAAUGAAAAGAACAACUUGCGUACUUUAGGUAUGACAUCUGCUAUUAGUAUAGCAGAACCUAAACCUAUUGAUAUUACCAGAACCAACGAAUUGAAAGAAGCUUUAAAACCCUACAAUGUUUUUGAAUCGGAAGAAGAGUUGAAUCACAGGAUGGAAAUUUUGAGUAAAUUAAACGCAUUGGUUAAACAAUGGAUUAGAAAUACAAGUAUUGCUAGAAAUAUGCCACCAAAUGUGGCAGACCAAGUUGGUGGUAAAAUAUAUACAUUUGGAUCAUACAGAUUAGGUGUCCACCAUAAAGGUGCUGAUAUUGAUGCUUUGUGUGUGGCUCCCCGUCAUAUAUACAGAUCCGAUUACUUUACAUCGUUUUUUGAAUUGUUGAAAAUGCAGAAAGAAGUUACGGAUUUGAGGGCGGUAGAAGAGGCUUUUGUACCAGUCAUAAAAAUGAAUUUUGAUGGUAUAGAAAUUGACAUGCUAUUUGCAAAGUUAACACUCAAGGAAAUUCCAGAUUCAAUGGAUCUCAGAGACGAUAUGUUGUUAAAAAAUCUUGAUCAGAAAUGUGUUCGAAGUCUCAAUGGAUGUCGAGUAACGGAUGAAAUAUUGCGUUUAGUACCUAAUAUAGAGAAUUUCAGAUUAGCUCUUAGGGCUAUAAAGUUAUGGGCCAAAAGACAUGGUAUAUACAGCAAUGUCUUGGGUUAUCUUGGUGGUGUAUCGUGGGCAAUGUUGGUUGCGCGAACUUGCCAGCUUUAUCCCAAUGCAGUAGCUGCUACACUAAUAGAAAAAUUUUUUCUCGUAUUUUCUCAAUGGAAAUGGCCACAACCAGUACUUUUAAAACAACCCGAUAAUGUUAAUCUGGGUUAUCCAGUUUGGGAUCCAAGAGUAAAUGUAUCAGACAGAUAUCAUUUGAUGCCAAUAAUUACACCAGCAUAUCCUCAACAGAAUUCUACUUUUAAUGUGUCCGUGUCGACUAGAACAAUUAUGCAAGAAGCAUUCGAAAACGGACUAGCUAUAACAGAAGAGAUUAUUAUGGGUAAAGCAACGUGGGACAAGUUGUUUGAACCACCCAAUUUUUUCGGAAAAUACAAGCAUUAUAUUGUACUGUUAGCUAAAAGUUUAAGCGCAGAAGAUCAACUUGAAUGGUGCGGCCUUGUCGAGUCAAAAAUACGACACUUAAUAGGUACGUUAGAAAGAAAUCCUCAUAUUGUCCUGGCGCACGUUAAUCCGGAAGCGUUUCCACCGUUGGAACCUGAACUGGGCAAACACUGUUCUAUGUGGUUCAUUGGCCUAGCGUUUGCUAGAAGUGAAAGUCUCAAUAUUGAUCUCACAUUCGAUAUUAAAUCCUUUGUGGAUACAAUUGAAAGACAAGCUGAACAAAUAAACAUGAUGAAAAUAGGAAUGCAAGUUGAAGCUAAACAUGUAAAAAGGAAGGACUUGCAUACUUUUGUUCCUCCAAAUUUGCUUAAACGAGAAAAGAAGUGUAAAAACAAUUUGCAGACUUCUAGUACCAUUCAUCGAAACGGAAGCAUCGGGAACAGCGGUAGCGUGUCGCCGCGGAAUCCAAAGGAAAGUGAUGGCGGAAUUACAAAUGUGAACAGAAAAAGGUUAUCAGAUGAUCAGCUCGAGCCGAAUGGAAAGAAACGCCGAAUGAAUGAGAACGCAGAGGAGCAACCGGAAAAUACGUUCACAGAGAACACAGAAGAUAGCAAUUCUGGUUACAUGGAUGAAUAUAAACCGAACUUGCCGGUUAAGAAAGAAGUAAGACAUAGUUGCAACAAAGACGUAAGAUUUAUACAUACUACACAUAAAAAAUAUUUUGUAGAAAGAAAUCAAAAUAUUUCUUAAAAAAGUAAAGUAAAUAAAGUAAGUAUGACAAUGUGUUUAUAAAAGUCACAAGUAAAAGGUUUAAAUUUGUCAAAAAAAUGAUUAAAUAUCAGAAAAUAAUCUCGUAAUUAAAGUAAGUAUGACAAUGUGUUUAUAAAAGUUAUAAAUAAAGGAUUUAAAUUUGUUAAAAACUUUAAUCAAUUUAAUGUUUUUAAUUUUUUAAAUUAAUUUUUGUGAUUAAGUAUCAAAAUAAUUGAAUAUCAAAUUUUUGACAAACAAAACUGCCAUUGAAAUACGUCCAUCAUCUCUUUGCGAUUAUAAUACGCUUUAUCUCACCACGAUUCGUACCGUUAAUGUAGGAAGCACCUACAAGUGCAUCUACACUGGCACAGGAAGGAUUCGUAUGCACUUGACCGCUGCGAGAUUACUAUCUCACUCCAAUCCACAGAUGUUCUUCUGGGCCAUUUAGACUGUAAAUCACAACCAUCCAUUGCCCGCUGUCCUUCGUUUCGUAAAAGCAGAUCAGCGUUAUGCAGCCGAGAAAGCUGCCUGAUCGAUGAGCAACGAUCAGACAGCUUCCUUCAAUGGAAGAAGAGGAAGAAGAAUGAAAAAAAGAGAGAAAAAGACGACGAUGACGAAGAAGCAGCAGUUGAAUUGUUUGUUGUGCGUAUGUGUGUCACGUCUCACAAAGACGAGCAGACAAUCUUGAUGACACUGGACGUAAACCGGAGUCAACGUGUAUACCGUAUGUCUGAUUUUACCGUCGGAAACCGCAACCACGUGACACACACACACACACGCACACACACACACAUACACACACACACACACACACACACACA